GCCCAAUGAUGAAUCAUAGACCAAAAAAACCACCUAACCUCAAAAAACCUCACACGACAUUCCUCACCUCUCAACUUCACUCAUAAAACAAACCUACCUCAUCCCCGUCCGUCGCCCAUUCAUCACAAUCCAUCACAGCCCAUAAACUCAUGACCAUCCGAACCCUCUCAACCCGCCGCAUAUCCCAACUAACCCACCACCUCCAAUCCCCAACUUCACCAUCACGCUCAGCUUCACCCAGCUCAUCGCGCACCAUGUCCUCCUCCCCAUCAACAGCAAAAGCCUCACCAGGCCCAGCGCCCUGGCGCGCCCCCUUCCUCAAAAACGUAAACGAAAUGGCCUCACCAGAAUUCAACCUCGCAACAAUCCACACCUCAUCCUCAUCCUCUGCCUCAUCCUCCCUCACCCCCCGCCUCCGCACCGUAAUCUUCCGCGGCCUCUGGGCCUCCCUCCCAGUCAACCCAAAAAACACAGCAGACCUCAACCCGCCCCUCUACGAAUCCGACCUCCUGACCCUAACAACCGACGCCCGCAUGGCAAAAGUGCCCGACUUCCUAAACCCCAACGGAGAAAAAGACGACGUCAAAAAAUCAGGCGGCGGCGGCCCCGUAGAAGCGUGCUUCUGGACCGACGCAAAAGUCCAAUGGCGCGUCCGCGGCGAAGCCUUCCUCCUCGGCCCGGACAUCGACUCCUCCUCCUCCUCCUCCAAAGCGCUCCGCGAGCACCUCCUAGCCCGCAUGCGCACCGUGACGCCGGCAGACGCCAAACGCCGCCGGGAGGAAGACAUCCCCUCCGGCAAAACCGUCAUCGGCUCCUCGGAACAGGACUGGUCCUUCGCCCGCGAAGUCACGGCGCACUUUGGCAACUUGUCGCCCAUGAUGCGCGGCACGUUCCGGAACCCGGUGCCGGGGACGUCCCGCGCCGCGAACCCGCCCUCGGACACGCUGAAGCUGGGGCAAAAGGUCGAGGACCUGGACGACGAGGUCGCGAGGGAGAAUUUCCGGGUCGUGGUGAUUGUGCCGACCGAGGUGGAUCAGACGGACCUGAGCGCCUCGGAGGACCCGAGACGGUACCUGUACCGGUUCGUCGGGGCCGAGGCCGAGGGGGAGGAGACGGAGGGUGGUGCGGAGAGGGUGAAUGGGUGGGAGAAGAUUGAGCUGUGGCCGUAGAGGAGAGGUCUCGGUGACCCAUGAUUGGAAUAGAUCCGUCUACUACUCCGUAUGCACGGUAGAUUCAAGACAUCACUGGCUAUAGACUUUGCGUCGCAACCUCAUCCAAGGAAUAUCAUCAUUCUGAGCCCAUGUCACGCGCGCCUUCACAUCAUGAUCGUACAAUUGUUUGCGCCUCAAAACGUGGAAGAUGUGCCAACGAAGCGCUAGCCUCA
Colletotrichum scovillei is the source of this 1384-nucleotide messenger RNA. RefSeq lists its product as uncharacterized. Gene Ontology annotation, molecular function: FMN binding. Lineage: Eukaryota; Fungi; Ascomycota; Sordariomycetes; Glomerellales; Glomerellaceae. The record is from RefSeq and is a predicted model, not a curated record. The coding region runs from base 150 to 1169 and encodes 339 amino acids. The transcript has a single exon.